This is a messenger RNA of Engraulis encrasicolus (European anchovy), 1886 nucleotides long. Its product is annotated as proline-rich protein 13-like. The record is from RefSeq and is a predicted model, not a curated record. NCBI's taxonomy places the organism in Eukaryota, Metazoa, Chordata, Actinopteri, Clupeiformes, Engraulidae. The coding region runs from base 117 to 722 and encodes 201 amino acids. The transcript has 4 exons.
UGACAGCGCUGGUUGCGCUACUGCUGACUGGUUCCCGGAAGAACAAGCGCCACAACAACAUUUACACGUCGUCAGGGUUGCCAUUUGCAUUUAGUGGAUCAACAGUUCCAUACAUAAUGUCUUACCAAGGUCCCCCCAACCACGGGUUUCUUCCCUCUGGCAAUCCUGGAUUUCCACCAAAUUUCGGCUAUCCAGGACCAGCCGGGGUUCCUCCUGUAGGCUACCCUGGAAUUCCCUCCAUGGGAGGUUAUCCUGGAGUUCCCAAUCCAAGCCACCCGCGUCCCAACAUGAUGUACCCACCCCAUAUUGGCCCAGCUGUUCCUCCAAUGCAACUAAACCCUUAUCCCAUGGCCACCCCUGCUAUGGCUCGAGCUCCCUUUCCUUCUCCCUCAUACCACCCAGGGACAUACCCCACUCACCUGCAGCAUGGGGGGGUAGCAGGCUACCCCAUCCAGCACCAUGGCAAGCACCACAAGCACCACAAGCACCAUGGCAACAAAUACCCUCUCGGCCCCCAUGGGUACCCUGGAUCCUCCAGUGCCAUGAUGGGAGGAGGCCUGGCAGGAGGCCUGGCAGCAGCCGGGAUGGCACUCGCAGGACACAAGAUGCACAAGAAGAUGAAGAAGGGAAAGAAGAUGAAACCACACAAGGCUUACAAACACAUGUAUGGAAAGCACUCCUCCAGCAGCAGCAGCAGCAGCAGUAGCAGUGACUCGGACUAGUAUCAUCAGACCACAAGGAAGCUGAUCACCUACAGUACCUCAAAGCAGAGAUGAAGACUUGUGACUUGGACUUGAGUCAGACUUGAGUCACAAAUUGAUGCCUUGUUGCUUGACUUGGCAAUAUUAGGAAUGACAUGGACUUGUACUUGACUUGGCUUUGGUAUGACUUGGACUUGGAUUUGACUUGGUCAAAUGUGUCAACUUGUGACUUUCUCCCGGGGGUCUAUAAAGUGACUCUACUCUACUUGACUUGGACUUGACUGGAUUUGAGAAUUACUUGUGACUUGUUAAUUAAUGACUUGGUCCCAUCUCUUCAAAGUUUGAGAUGAGUGGUGGUCAGCAGCCAGUGGUAUUCUGAAUUUGGCUUUAAUUGUUUUAGACAUACAGUGUCUUAAGCUUAUUAGGCUAUUAUCUUGUCUACAGUACAAUAUUGUGUCACAUGCUAGGACUUUGCAUUUUACUGAUUCAUUUAUAUUUUGUGGUGGGCCAUAAUACUACUUUGAUUCUUGUUUGUUUGUAUGUUUCUCAACUUUGCACUGAAAUGUUCAGCUACCUCAUACAUUGAUUUUGACAGUGUCUCCAAUGUCCAAUCAUUUAAGGGCAACACUAUACAAAUCUCACCUUUACUUUUCUACUCAGUGAUUCCAAAAAUGGGCAGUGGGAUGUGAGCCUGUAUUUUUAGUCAGACUUACAGUUUGAAAGUUGGUUGCAAUGUUUACAAAUUCCUAGCAUAUGGGCUCAGUCAACAUAGUGAAAUUGUUUUUAGCACUAUAGAUGUUAUGGACAUUGCAUGCUUUUUGUUUACACAACUGCUACAAAUACACUAUCACCCCUGUUUACACUGUGUAACUACUGGUCCUUAUUAUUAAAGUUUUAGGCCUACUGUACAUUACACUGUGACAACUGAAUUUCUUUUGAGGACUCACAGGUUCAAAUUUUGGAAGAGGAGAAAAAAGGCUACAAAUCUUGACUGUAUUUUUUUUUAUCAGAAAGAUGAUUUGUUUUUACAUUACAUUACAUUACAUUGCAUUUGGCAGACGCUUUAUAACCAAAGCAACUUUCAAAAGAGGACAUAAUCAAGCCAACAUCACAAGCAAAUACAAAGUGCACAGGAAAUCUACAUAACAACAAAUGCAGUUGCAAAGAGGGGUUAGGUUUUUUUUU